AUGUGGAAGGUGAGGCAAGGUUUUGCGCCCUUGAAGAGAUGUUUCUCAGUCUCAGCAUCAUGCAAGAAUGUGUAUGAGCUGUCAAUUGAUACGAUGAAACCAUCCAAGUUGCCAGCUUACGCAAAUGCAGUUGGACGUUUGAUUUCUCAUGGUCAAGAGUCAACACUUCUAGGGGCGUUCACAACAUAUCUGGGUGGCGAGAGAGGAGAAUUUAUUCACCUUAGAAAACACAAAUCUGGAAAACAGUUGAUGACGUCAAGGGAUUUGUUGUUGGAAAAAGUGACAGAAUUAGGUGAUGUGUCACAGAGUUGUGUGAGCCAGCAAACGAUCAUGUUACAUUUAUUUCCAUGGUGUGAAGUUGGACAUCCAGCAACUGAAGGAGGAAUAUAUGAAUAUCGUUCAUACACGCUGAAGCCAGGAGUUCUUGCCCAAUGGUCACAUCGUUUUCAACAGGGAAUUCAUGCACGGAUGCUGUAUAGCAAGCCUCUUGGUGUAUGGUUUUCAGAAAUAGGUCCACUGAACGCAGUUCAUCACAUAUGGCACUACAAUGAUCUUGAUCAUCGUAUGGAAGUAAGGAACCAAGCACUGGAAGAUGAGCUAUGGCGAGAAACAGUACGAGAUGGAUCAGUCUUUCUAACCACCAUGAUGUCAAGAAUCAUUCGACCAACUCCACAUUCCAACUGGAAAUGAGCUUCACAAUGUGUAUUCUAUUUCAUAGACUUAUACAAUCAGCUUGACAAUGUGUAGUUGAUUUCAUAGACUCAUAUACUCUGAAUCAUGUUGUCUGCUAAACUA
Molecule: messenger RNA, 795 nt
Organism: Corticium candelabrum
Lineage: Eukaryota; Metazoa; Porifera; Homoscleromorpha; Homosclerophorida; Plakinidae
Product: protein NipSnap homolog
Exons: 6
Coding region: 1-690 (229 amino acids)
Cellular component (GO): mitochondrion
Source: RefSeq, a predicted model, not a curated record